Molecule: messenger RNA, 1737 nt
Organism: Alligator sinensis (Chinese alligator)
Lineage: Eukaryota; Metazoa; Chordata; Crocodylia; Alligatoridae
Gene: STEAP1
Product: STEAP family member 1
Exons: 5
Coding region: 59-1150 (363 amino acids)
Cellular component (GO): plasma membrane; endosome
Source: RefSeq, a predicted model, not a curated record
GUUUGGAUCCUAGUUUAUUCAGCAGAGUAAUGAGCUAGCUCUCACCUUACAAAAUGGAAUGGGCACAUUUAUAAAGAGAAAUCCUGUUUAUAAAACAGAGCAUGAAGGUUCCUCUACAAUGGAAGGUAUGACAGGAGAUAACCAUACUGUGGAUUACGAUGAAGUUCAGAAAAGGGAGACUGGGAAGAAUACAGGAAACCGAUGCAAUUUGAAUAUGGAUCUACAAGUUACCACCAGGACACCAGAAGUGGCUGCACUUUUCCAUUUAGAGAAUAAACAUCAUUUUGAUGAGUUUGAGUGCUCUUCAGAUCAAUACCGCAAGCAGGAUCUCUUUCCUAAGUGGCAUUUGCCAGUGAAAAUAGCUUUUGCAUUGGCAUUGUUAACAUUUAUCUAUACUUUUCUGAGAGAUGUCAUCUACCCUUUUGUAACUAUUAAUGAAAAUGCUUUCUAUAAAAUUCCAAUUCUAGUGAUAAACAAAGUUUUACCAGUGGUUUCAAUCACUCUUUUGGCACUGGUUUAUUUACCAGGAGCAUUAGCUGCUGGGUUCCAGCUCUAUUAUGGCACAAAAUAUAAACAAUUUCCACAGUGGUUAGAUAAGUGGAUGUUAUCAAGGAAACAGUUUGGACUUCUCAGUUUCUUCUUUGCCACAAUGCAUGCAUGCUAUAGCUUGUGUUAUCCAAUGAGAAGAUCUUACAGAUACAAGCUGCUGAAUUGGUCAUACCAACAGGGCAAAAAAGGCAAGGAAAAUGCCUGGAUUGAGCAUGAUGUUUGGAGGAUGGAGAUUUAUAUCUCUCUAGGAAUUCUGGGACUUGCUAUGCUGGCCAUACUAGCAGUAACAUCAGUUCCAUCCAUCAGUCACUCUUUGACCUGGAGAGAGUUCCAUUUUAUUCAGACCAACAUGGGAUAUUUAGCCCUAAUGCUAUGCACAAUUCAUGCUCUGGUAUUUGCCUGGAAUAAAUGGAUCGACAUAAAUCAAUUUGUCUGGUAUACACCCCCUACAUUUAUGCUAGCAGUUUUUCUUCCUAUUGUGGUCUUGCUUUGUAAAAGUGCACUGCUUCUGCCAUGCCUUAGGAAGAGGAUACAGAAGAUCAGAUGUGGCUGGGAUGUUAACACAGAAACAGAUAAAACAUGGAUGACUUCCAGGUUGUAGACUGAAUAUGGAAGUUUAUCUUGUUGCCAUGAAAAGAUAUACAUAUAUCUAUGAAAUGUUUACAUGCUGGAUUUGCCCCAUUUGGUUAAAUGUUUCUUUUGUACUUUUCAUUUCUACUUCUGUUGUGGGGUAUGAAACCCACAUUCAAAUUUGGACCAUGGGUGAGAGAGUAAAGUUUAAAUUUAAUUUGCAUUCAGGAAUUGACUCAUUUCUUUAUUGAGUCUGUUAUUUUAAAAUCCAGCUUCCUCAUCCCCACAAACUGACUCAGCAAAGAGGAAAUGAUGUUAAAUCACCACCUCAUAAAUUGACCACAGAAAGUAAAUGAGAAAACAAUCUUAAAAAACCAGAUCCGAGUCUUAUAUUGUAAUGGCUUUACUCUGCUUCUGUUACUUAAGAUUGGAAAAUGUUUUCCUACUUUGGGUGAGGUUUUUAAAAAGUAAUUAUAAAAUCAGUUUUGUAAUUAUGAAAUCAAACUUCCACUUAGAUUUGAAUGAGGAACUAAUGAAACCUCACUUUCUCUGUGAUAGCUAAGCCUGGUUGAAUGAUUCUGGUUGAAUAAUUCUUGUUGGGAUAAUUUUAAAUAAAUU